AUGAGGAGUGUUGUAGCUGUUUUUGAUCAAGGUCUCAGGGGGUCCCUGAGAGAGAGAGAAAGAGUGAGUAGAGAGAGGUUAGGUGUUGGGGUUGAUGUGAAGUGGAAUCAACAACAUUCACAAUACAGCCCAUUCUCUAGCCAAGAGUUUUAUUCUUCUAUCGCCUCCUCCACUCCUUUACUUUAUUCUUACACAUCACAUCGAUCCCCUUAUUCUUUAUUCGAUUAG
Messenger RNA from Cavenderia fasciculata, 228 nucleotides. RefSeq lists its product as uncharacterized. NCBI's taxonomy places the organism in Eukaryota, Evosea, Eumycetozoa, Acytosteliales, Cavenderiaceae. The transcript has a single exon. The coding region runs from base 1 to 228 and encodes 75 amino acids. The record is from RefSeq and is a predicted model, not a curated record.